AGGAAGAAAUUUAAGCAAAAAUCAGUCUGCUCUAUGUAUCGUCCACUAAUAAACAGGAUAGGCAGCGCUACAAAAACUGGAUUAAUAUUGUACCUAUACACAUAAGUACAGGUAAGAUCAGUAUAAUUAACUACCCCUUCUAAUACUUUCACCCACCCUUCCCUCGCGCCUCGUCCAUUGAUGGUGGUUACUAAACACUAGUUGCCUUGGUUACGAAAGCCUACCCCAUUCUUUCUUGGCCACUGGGCAAAGACGAAUAACUAACUUAGAACUUAUGAAAUAUUUGUUUAAAUAUUGUUUUGUUUUCAUAGACGGAUAAUCUAGAACAAGACCAUUACAAGAUUAUCGGUAGAUCUAGCACAUGUAGACUCUGACCUUGUGUGUAAGUUAUCGAUUUACUUUGGAGUGCAAAUCCAUCAACAUGUCUCACUUUGCCACUCCAUUUAUAGUGGUAAAUCUUGGAUGUGAAAUGAUUUAUGUGGUCGAACAGAGAUUAAAAGCUCAAGAUAUAGCCCCUGAUAAAUCCGACCGAGUGCUUACAGACAUAACCACAGUGCUUCUUCAUCCCAAACUACUGGACGAAUUGUUUGUUCCACAACCUGUGGCUACCCACGCCGUCAUCAAGCAAUUACUACGAGAGAUUUCCGCCACCUCCAUCAUGAAACUAGACGACUAUUCAAUGAGCAAACUAUGGGAUUUGAUGACUAUGAUUUUUAAAUGGCAGAUGUCUAUAACGACGAACCAAAAUAUGUUCGACAUCACACAACGACACUUGAAAAAUGUUUCGUUGUUAUUACCGCAAUAUUUUCCGAAACCGAUCAUCGAGCAAGCGAUGAGGAGGUUUGAGGCACUGUCUCAACAGUUCUCCGAUGCCGACUACAACUGCCUCCGCAACACCAUGAUAUUAUGGUUUUCGGAAUACCAUACAAAAAUAUCGGUGCUACUGCGAUUAGGCCUGCAGAGGAAAGACGGCACUUUCAACUUACCAGCUUCUAUAAAUCCACGAAUUUUAGAAAAUCUAGGCGAAAAUAUCUACAAAUAUGAUAACAAGAAGAAUCCAGUUGAGGAGUACGCUAGUAAAUGUACCGACACCCAGGAAAUAAGUUGUCUUCUAGCCGCCAUAGAGAGCGUAGCUACUGACAAAAAAGUUAUAGAACUACAGCUUCCUAUUGAGCUGGGAAAUUCUAAGAAAAAAGUAUUGGAGAUUAGCAGGAACACCCAGUUCGCGAACAUCAGUACGAGUGUGAAAGCCAGAAAUAGCGAUCUCACGUUCACUCCUGAAAUAACAAAGUCUCCACAGGAAGACCUCUUAGAUUUAUUAGAUAAAGAAAUUGAAUAAACAUUUAAACUACUAAAAACUAUACCCUUUUCGUCUGAUCCUUUAAAAACGUCUGUACGAUUGUUUUAUCUGGUCGUAAAGCACCAAAUUCUUUAAUUUAGAGGUUUUAAAACCUUACCUUUAAA
Messenger RNA from Plutella xylostella (diamondback moth), 1464 nucleotides. RefSeq names its product Organic solute carrier partner 1 (gene OSCP1). The record is from RefSeq and is a predicted model, not a curated record. Gene Ontology annotation, biological process: transport. Lineage: Eukaryota; Metazoa; Arthropoda; Insecta; Lepidoptera; Plutellidae. Gene Ontology annotation, cellular component: cytoplasm; plasma membrane.